This is a messenger RNA of Sclerotinia borealis F-4128, 801 nucleotides long. NCBI's taxonomy places the organism in Eukaryota, Fungi, Ascomycota, Leotiomycetes, Helotiales, Sclerotiniaceae. The record is from the annotation of a GenBank genome assembly.
AUGGCUCAGAAAUCACCUCUCAACAAAUCAGCUCUGCAAGGAAAAGGGAAUGCCAUAUCUGUCAAAAGUGUAAAGGGAGAUACAAAUGGGCAUACCGAUGACUUCGCAAAAGAGCACAUGACUGGUGGUUGGAGACCUGUUGUGUGUUAUUUGUUUAUGCCUGGCUUUACAUGUUACGGCAAACCUUUGCUUCAUGAAGGGGGCAAGCAGCUUCCAUACUAUUGUUCGGCAUAUUCCAGCUUUUACCUCACAAUUGCUGUUAUGGCCGUACUCCAUGCAACAGGAGUUUUCCCUAUCAGUACUAUUCUAGACGAGUUUGGUCCCAUAUUGUCUGUGGCCAUCAUAUCAGGUUUUCUAAUGAGUUUCUACGCCUACUUUUCAGCCUUCGCUCGCAGUGCCCAACAUCGCAUCACAGGGUAUCCUAUUUAUGAUUUCUUCAUGGGUGCUGAGCUCAAUCCACGAUUAUUCGGUAUCCUGGAUUUCAAGAUGUUCUAUGAAGUCCGAAUUCCAUGGUUCGUUUUGAUCGGCUUAAGCUGCGCGAAUGCCACACGACAGUACGAACGAUACGGCUACAUCUCUGGGGAAGUCAUGUUUCUUGUCAUGGCUCACUUCCUCUAUGCCAAGGCUUGUGCCAAGGCCGAACAUCUCAUCACCACAACCUGGGACAUGUACCAAGAAAAAUUAGGUUUCAUGUUGGCUUUCUGGAAUAUGGCUGGUGUGCCUUUUCAUAUUGUCACUGCACGCUAUAUCUUGCCAAUCAUGAUCCAGCACUAUAUUCCUGGAACAAAUAUGCGCUUAUGA